UUUAAGGGCUGGUUGAUGAUCCUGAAGAAGGUAGCCAUGCUGUGGAUGACGGUAGCAGCCGCGUGUAUGGCCGCGCUGCUCGCCCCGGUCUCCGCCCUCUCACCUAGACUUCCAUGGUUCGACGCAGAGGAUGUCCUCCCGCAGGAGCUGUCAGAGGAUGAACCCAUCUGGAGGAGAGACCUUGGAGAUGAGCUGAUGGCAGAGAAGCGAGCUCUGUCAGUUCUGUCGAGGUGGAAGCCCUUCACGGACACAUUCAGGAAUAGCGGUAGACCCAGCCGAGCACACAAUAUCAACGAGUUCCUUCCUAGAGGACUAGAGGUAGUAUCAGCGGAGACGCGGGGUACGCUGCGCCCCCAUGGACAGCCCCUCAGGUGGGGGCGACGUCGCUAGUCCCCCCUCCACUUCCUUGUACAGCAACCAAUCAGAUAAGACAACGUCUCCUCACGAUGACGUCAUAGCACCGUGGGGCCACUUUAUCUUGUAGACAGAACUAUGUAUCAUUAUAUUAGACUUUGUUUUGUUUCAACUUUGUGAUUAAAAUUGCUUUAAAAU
This is a messenger RNA of Macrosteles quadrilineatus (aster leafhopper), 552 nucleotides long. RefSeq lists its product as uncharacterized. Lineage: Eukaryota; Metazoa; Arthropoda; Insecta; Hemiptera; Cicadellidae. The record is from RefSeq and is a predicted model, not a curated record. The transcript is spliced from 4 exons. Bases 16 to 390 code for a protein of 124 amino acids.